GUCUUAUAAUAGACUUCGCUUCACUUUAACGCUGGCAUUGUCACUGGAAAAUAUCCAGAAAAAUUCACUUGUAAGUGAUCUAUUUAACGGUAGUAACUACUACAUUAGAUAAGUAUAUAGCCUAAAGCCAAAAGGUUUAAUGAACGGAAAUACGUCAACUGUCAUAGUUAUAUGAAAUUAGAAACAAGCAAAAGAUGUCUGUAGUAAAGAAAAUAAAUUUUUUAAAACUCAGAUGAAACGUGUUUGGUAAUUGUAAAAACUUUAGCGAAAUGAUGAUGAGCACUACAAAUUGGGCAGAUCAGAAUCUUUUGAUUUGUAGAGUUGUAAUCUACUUCUUGCGGCUGGCAUUUCGUGGAAUUAGGCAGGAAGAGCCUGCUGGGUGAAACAGAUAUCAGAUUAUCAAACAUAACCUCUAUAGAUCUAUGUUUCAUACAAAUUGCAAUCAAUCAUCUAGAAGGAUUCCGUAAGUUUAACACCACAUCCAACAAAGAGUACAAAGAAAAUACAACUGAAGGAAAUGAGAUUGAUGAGAAAAAUGAGAAGGAGAAUGAUCGAUCGUCCCGUGAACAUAGUCAAAUGGCAUAGCAAACAAAACAAUUGUUUAUUUCCGCCCAAAACGUAUUUUUUAAAUGUUGAAGAACUACGUUUGUUAGGAAAUACAAACGGAAAGAAAAAAUCGGCAAUAAAAGAAUGGGUGAUUUUCAUGAAAAAAGCUUUUUAUCUCAUUCACUUGUAAAUUUUGUCCCCAUCCUCAUUCUCGCAGAUCUCCUCCAUACAUUAUACCCUAUUCUAUAUCCCGAGCCGAUAGAGCAGGGAACGUAAAACUACGCUGUAUGUCUUUAGCCAAUAACACAUGACUUACGGCGUACUUACCUGCAUGAGAAAAGUUAUUGCUUCACAUAUAAAUCUUUUACUUAACACUGAUAUCUAAGCAUCUUAUCUUGAGCGCUAUUUAGCUUUUUUAAAAAUUCAUUUUUUUGCAGUAUUCAAAGAAUGUUUCUUCCAUAGAAUUUGGUGCCUAUCAACAAAUUUAAUCAAAGACGUUAGAAAUCUGCACCUAUUCAACCCUGUUGAGAAAUUUAAUGAAGACUGUGUAAUCAUAUAUAUUUUGCGUUCGAUUUUUCUAUUGUAAAUAUUUGAAGCAUCACUUCAAAUUUAUUUGUCUUUAGUUUCUUAGUAAAGAUUAUGCGUCUGUUCAAAGUACACAAGUAUGAAACGAGAGAUAUUGUGAAUAUUUGUAUGCUGUGCCAGAUUGUUCAAAAUUGUGGUGUAAUAAUUUCCUCCUAUACAUUUUCAAUCUUCGUUUUAGCGUAGUUGCCUUCUAGAUUUUAUUUGUUGUUUAUUGUUUACUUUUUAGUUAUUAUGUGAGCAUGUGUGGUGAUGGUGCCAACGAUUGUGGUGCUCUAAAAGCAGCUCACGCUGGAAUAUCACUUUCCACCGCCGAUGCUUCUGUGGCAAGUCCAUUUACAUCAAAAACUCCGACAAUUGAAUGUGUACCGACAGUGAUUCGACCACUUGUAUCGAUUUUCGGACAUUUGUCCAUAUGUGCUGCAUUUCAAGCAUUCACAUUUAUUUACGUUCAAAACCUUCCAUGGUAUCAGGCUUAUGAAUUUAAUACCAGAAAGAUUUUACGUUCUUAUAUUAACACAGCUAUGUUCCAUCAGUCAUCUUACCAAUACAUUUGGGAAUCUAUCAUAUUCUCGCGUGGAAAACCAUAUCGUCAAUCAAUAUUCUCGAAUUGGAUAUUUUUGGCUGCAAUUAUUUUAUGUUUUGCAUUUAAUACUAUGUUAUUAUUUGCACCUGGAAUAGAACCACUUUGGAAUCUAUUACAAUUAAAUAAAAUUGCUAAUCCAGCAGAAUGUUUACACAAAUAUAAUGACCAACAGGAUUGUUGCCACACCAAAAAACCAUUGAAUGUAUCAAUGGGUAGGUAUUUACCGUUCUCGUCGGUGGCUCAUAUUCAAUGGUUUUUUUGGUGUGGCAACAAUCCUGUUGGUCAUUAUAUUUGUGUAAACAUUCUGCUG
Didymodactylos carnosus is the source of this 2024-nucleotide messenger RNA. Lineage: Eukaryota; Metazoa; Rotifera; Eurotatoria; Philodinida; Philodinidae. The record is from the annotation of a GenBank genome assembly.